Messenger RNA from Sorex fumeus (smoky shrew), 2592 nucleotides. RefSeq names its product GDNF family receptor alpha 2 (gene GFRA2). Gene Ontology annotation, cellular component: signaling receptor complex; external side of plasma membrane. Gene Ontology annotation, biological process: nervous system development. The transcript has 9 exons. Gene Ontology annotation, molecular function: signaling receptor activity. The coding region runs from base 783 to 2177 and encodes 464 amino acids. The record is from RefSeq and is a predicted model, not a curated record. Lineage: Eukaryota; Metazoa; Chordata; Mammalia; Eulipotyphla; Soricidae.
GGGGAGGGAGCGCUGGCGAGCGAGAGCAAAGGCGAGCGGCGGGAGAGGCGCGGGAGGGAGCGCACCGCCGAGACGCACGCACGCAGCCACACGGUCGCUGGGAUUCCAGGAGAAAAAGUGAGGCGAGCCAGGGCGAGCGGGAGAAGAUUAUUAUUUUUUAAUUUUAUUUUUAUUUUGUAUUUUUUUGGGGGGGGCAGUUCUUUCCUCGUCUUGGUGCGAAAGAAGCGACUCGGGUUCUCGUCCUCGAAGCUCCCACUUGGAUUGUUGGGUCCCUGGCGCGGACCCCCGCCGGCGGAUUUCUUUGCCAUUUGCAUUUUGUUCUGACCCCCCACCCUCGCUGCUUCCUUGCAGCCCCUCCCUCGCCGACCGCCGCCGCCCCCCUCCCCAGAUCGCCGGACCCCUCCUGGGAAGCUCCGGGGGGAUUCGGCCCCGCUGGGACUCGCGCCUCCCGGGACCUGGACCAGCGGCGGCUCGGGCAGCCCUCCGGACCCGCUUCGCCUCGAAAGCGCAUCUGCACACGUCUACGUGCCGUUUGGUGACAGUGGGCACUGGGGGCGUCGAGAGCUGCCCACCGCCUCCUAAUCCCCCAAACCAGAGGCGAGGACGCGGGACUCCGGAGCUUCAUCGAGUGGACUAGCUGGGAUCUCCGCAUUGGAUUUGGGGCAUAUCAAUACUGCGUGGCUAUUAUUAUCGUUGUCGUUAUUAUUUUUAUUAUUAUUAUUAUUUUACCCAAGGGAGAAAGACAACAAAACAAAACAAAACAAAACUGGGAUUUAUUUAACAUGAUCUUGGCAAACGCCUUCUGCCUCUUCUUCUUUUUAGACGAGACCCUCCGCUCUUUGGCCAGCCCUUCCUCCCCGCAGGGCCCCGAGCUCCACGGCUGGCGCCCCCCGGUGGACUGUGUUCGGGCCAAUGAGCUGUGCGCGGCCGAAUCCAACUGCAUCUCCCGCUACCGCACGCUGCGGCAGUGCCUGGCAGGCCGGGACCGCAACACCAUGCUGGCCAACAAGGAGUGCCAGGCGGCCCUGGAGGUCCUGCAGGAGAGCCCGCUGUACGACUGCCGCUGCAAGCGGGGCAUGAAGAAGGAGCUGCAGUGCCUGCAGAUCUACUGGAGCAUCCAUCUGGGGCUGACGGAGGGGGAGGAGUUUUAUGAAGCUUCGCCCUACGAGCCAGCCACCUCCCGCCUCUCCGACAUCUUCAGGCUCGCCUCAAUCUUCUCAGGGACAGGGGUGGACCCGGUGGUCAGCACCAAGAGCAACCACUGCCUGGAUGCCGCCAAGGCCUGUAACCUGAAUGACAACUGCAAGAAGCUCCGCUCCUCCUAUAUCUCCAUCUGCAACCGCGAGAUCUCGCCCACGGAGCGCUGCAACCGCCGCAAGUGCCACAAGGCCCUGCGCCAGUUCUUCGACCGGGUGCCCAGCGAGUACACCUACCGCAUGCUCUUCUGUUCCUGUCAGGACCAGGCGUGUGCCGAGCGCCGCCGGCAGACCAUCCUGCCCAGCUGUUCCUAUGAGGACAAGGAGAAACCCAACUGCCUGGACCUCCGCGGUGCAUGCCGGACUGAUCACCUGUGCCGGUCCCGGCUGGCUGACUUCCAUGCCAAUUGUCGCGCCUCCUACCAGACACUCACCAGCUGCCCUGCGGACAAUUACCAGGCGUGUCUGGGCUCCUAUGCUGGCAUGAUCGGGUUUGACGUGACACCCAACUACGUGGACUCCAGCCCCACUGGCAUCGUGGUGUCCCCCUGGUGCAACUGUCGCGGGAGCGGGAACAUGGAGGCGGAGUGCGAGAAAUUCCUCAGUGACUUCACCGAGAACCCGUGCCUCCGGAAUGCCAUCCAGGCCUUUGGCAACGGCACCGAUGUGAACCUGUCCCCUAAAAACCCCUCCUUCCAGGCCACUCAGGCCCCUCGGCUGGAGAAGACGCCUUCUCUGCCAGAUGACCUCAGUGACAGCACCAGCCUGGGGACCAGUGUUAUCACCACCUGCACGUCUGUCCAGGAGCAGGAGCUGAAGGCCAAUAACUCCAAAGAGUUUAGCUUGUGCUUCACAGAGCUCACAACGAACAUCAUCCCAGGGAGCAACAAGGUGAUCAGACCGAACUCAGGCCCCUGCAGGGUCCGCCCAUCGGCUGCCUUGACCACUGUGGCCCUCCUUAUGCUGAAGCUCGCCUCGUAGGCUCUGGGACCUGUGUCGGAGGUUUCUGGAAGCUCCUCAGACAAGAAAUGGAAACUCCGGACAUUAUGGAAACAUACACUGACACACACCUUGCAAAAAAAAAAAAAGUUUCCCUCCACCUUGUCUCUGAAACUGUCUCCUCCCAGCUUUCUUCUCUGGAGAAGUUUUUUUCUAAACCAAACCGAAUAGCAGGCAGGUCCACCUGAGAGCUGGCCGUGAGGUCUGGCCAGGGCUGCUGCUUGCUGAGGAGGAGGGCAGAAGGCUCUAGAAACACCCUUCAGUUUCUCCUGGUGUUUUUCUCUCUGGACCCCACUGACAAGAGACCUGAAUGAGACCCCUGCAGCUCCGGGGGCUGGGGGCUUCGCCUGCAGUAGGCUGGGGCAGGAUGGCCACACUGCUGCCCUGGGCUGCUGCC